UCGCUGUCCCAUUGUUAUUUUCAACGUCCCCUCGCCAGCUGGAUCGGAUUCCCGCUUUCCCCUCCGCUUGAUGCUUGUGUCAUUGACGAUCAACUAUGGCAAUUGGGCAUCCGUAUUAUCCAGACCCCCCGCGAUUUUAACCGCAAGCGGCCAGACCUCGUUCGAGCUCGUUGGACCGGCGCCUCUUUCCUUUGUCUCGGUUUCUGUCUUCAAAUUCUCGUCAGAUCUCAGUCUUGGCGAUGUCUCCUCCAGAUGUAAAUACAGAAUCAAUUCACGAAGACCUCACUCUUCACUUACCGCAACACUUGACCGAACACGUUAUUCGACACUUCAUGUCGUCGCAUUGCCGUCGCACGGAUUGCAGAUGGCUCUCCUUGUCAAACCUCACGAACUACACAGGUGCCCCGCCAUUGCUCCCGGAUGCAGAUAUUUCAGGUAUAGGAGCCAUCCUCGGGUUCUCGAUAACAUCAUACCUAACUCUAUUGCUGCUUAUCGUUAACUAUGCCUUCGUGUUCGACCCUCACAGAUGGGGCGAGAAUGGCAGGAGAUAUACGAAUCCGCUGGAUUUGAAGCUGCUAGGCUUCAUACGGAAUGGCUCCGUCUUGAUUCUCAGCGAUACCCAACUCGUCACCGGGCUUGCGAUCCUAUCGAGCGGCUACUCUCAGUUAAACUGUGGCAUCUCAGCGUAUCACUGGCAAAUCAUGGUCUACGUCGCAUGGUUCGCCUCUUUUUCCUUCAUCAGCGCAAUGACCUUUCUCCAAGCCUUCUUCCAAGCCAAUCAUAGCCUGAGGAUUAUUCGAGUCUGCUUCAUGUUUGUCCUCGCCACCAUGUUGAUCGUUGCUCUCCUCCCGACCGGCAGCCAGAAUUGGAUGGAUCUUGCAUGCAAAGAAGGCGAAGGUUGUUUCUUUCCUUCCCUGCAAGCAAAAUGCUACUACCGCCAAAUGAUCACAAACAAGUUCGACAAUGGGCAUACCAAGAUAUACUCCAUGGUUGUGUCUAUUUUGGUUGUCAGCCUGAGUUACAUCAACUGUGGUGUCAAGAUGUUUGAUCCGACAUCUGCAGUCACCAGGCGAUACAUUCGAGUCUGGCCUGGAAGACAGAUCAAACGCGUUCUUCGCAGGAUGGUUAGGUCGUCGGAGAAGAGCAUGUGGGCCAAUAUUAUUCUACGACUACCCUACUUGGCACUAUAUUCAGCCUUCACAAGUGCUCGCGCGCUGUGUGAUACCGUAGAAUCAAUGCUUGGAGAGAUUCUAUGGCUAUCCUUCGCCAUCGCAUGGGGCACCAUCAAAGUCUGGACAACUCGCACUUCCUCGCAUUACGACUCUCGUGGCUUCAACACCAACGCAAAUCCAGACGUUCUAUCAGAGGAUUCCUGGUCAUUUGGCCAAACCCUCCCCCUAAUUCUCCUCCUCUUACCCGUGCUAUCAAUGGCCCAGGUCUACUUUGACAAGGACACCCGAAUCCUCGAAGCGUCAAACAACGAGAAUUGGAUCCGCGAAACCGGUAUCCGUGACCCCGAGAAGACGCCCACGCCCUGUGGCCCCAGGCCACCUGCCUCAGUCUCUCUAUCCUCUGUCUCCAUCGGCCACGCUGCCGGCGCCAGGACGUACGAUGCUCAUAACACGCCCAAGCACCCCAGCACCGCCAUCGAUGACAGGACUCUCGACAGCACAUGCGCGUGUCCUAUAGCCCGCUGCACCCACCACCCCUCUGCUUGCUCGUCCCCACAACCGUCUCUCCACUCUUCUUCAUCACGUUCUUCUUUAUCACGUGCCACCUCCCCUUCCCUAUCUCCCUCAUUCGCUCCCUCCCCCACCCACGCACCCUUCCCCACCUACCUAGACCCCGACACCAACCCAUACGACCUACCUUUCUACACCGACCAUCUCACCCUCUGGCUCCUCCAACUCUGUUUCCUCGCCGCCUUCAUCCUCUGGCUGCUCAACGCCACCGAGAAUAUCCUGGGCAUAAGUUUCUUCUUCCGCAAUCGGCUGUUCAUUAUCUGGAUCUUUGGGAUUCUGCCGAGUAGUCUGUUUCUACAUUUGGCGUUUUGGAUGCUAGGCGGGUGGGCAUGGGAGGGGGUGAGAGGGGAGAGGGUAUGGCGGUGGUGGGUGGGAAAAAGAUCUGAGGGGAGAAGGGAAAGAUGGAGGAGGGUAGGGAAGGGGGUGUAUGCGGUGCUUAGGGCGGGACUGGUGGCGGGGCUGGUGACGUAUACAUUUUUGCUGAGCUUUGAGGCCGGGGGGCCGGAGGCGUUGGUUAUUAGUCUUGAGGAUUUGGGGUAG
Mytilinidion resinicola is the source of this 2282-nucleotide messenger RNA. RefSeq lists its product as uncharacterized. The record is from RefSeq and is a predicted model, not a curated record. The transcript has 6 exons. NCBI's taxonomy places the organism in Eukaryota, Fungi, Ascomycota, Dothideomycetes, Mytilinidiales, Mytilinidiaceae. The coding region runs from base 240 to 2282 and encodes 680 amino acids.